Messenger RNA from Mya arenaria, 897 nucleotides. RefSeq names its product multimerin-2-like. The coding region runs from base 9 to 884 and encodes 291 amino acids. The transcript is spliced from 2 exons. Lineage: Eukaryota; Metazoa; Mollusca; Bivalvia; Myida; Myidae. Gene Ontology annotation, molecular function: protein binding. The record is from RefSeq and is a predicted model, not a curated record.
UAAUCAUCAUGUUAAACACAAGGAUUGUUUUCCUUUUGAAUUUGUCGAUACUUCUUUGGUGUGUUUCGGCUAGGAUAAGCCGUCCGGUAUCAGACGAGUUAGCAACAUUAAAGGAAGCUGUUGGUGACAUCCUGAGACACCAACAUGAAAGGGACGAUAGAAUCGAUAUACUCGAAGAGGAAAUAGAAAAACUAAAUGAAAUUCUGGAAACCCAAUCUGAGCAACUCGAUCACCAAAAAAGGGUUAUAAGAGAACAGGAAAGUGAAAUCAGACAACAAAAAGAACGCGUUGGCAAUCUUGAGAACAUAAUUUAUGACCUCUUGACGGAAAAGAAAUACACCGAAAAAGAAUUGGCAUCAAAAGAUGAUGGUGCCGACGCUAGCCAAUCGUCUGCUCAUUCUAACGACGAGAAACAUGCUAGGCGAGACGUACAAAAGAUUCGUCAAAUAGAAGUCGGGACGGCGGUUGCUUUCUUGGCAACGAUGUUCAAUCAAAACGAACACACUGGAACAAAUCAGCCAUUGGUCUUCGAACGUGUCGUUACAAACAUUGGAGGCGCAUAUAAUCCCCACUUUGGCACAUUUUUGGCACCAGUUAACGGCGUCUACGUAUUUACAGUGACGCUACUUAGCUCUCCAAACCAAGUUGCACACUACUACCUUUACCAAAACAACACCCCUGUGGUCCACCUUACACUCUACCACCCUUCGUCUGAAACGUAUACAUCUAUGUCUCAAACAGCAGUCCUCUCGCUAAACAAAGGCGAUGAUGUUUCAGUUCGAAACCUUGAUGCAGGCACAAGAACAUUAGGGGAUAACUACAGCUCAUUUUCCGGCUUUAUUCUGUGGAUGACCGAAGCACAAACUCCCGAUAUCGUCGGUUAACUCUGUUUCUAAA